Molecule: messenger RNA, 2013 nt
Organism: Scatophagus argus
Lineage: Eukaryota; Metazoa; Chordata; Actinopteri; Scatophagidae
Gene: glrx3
Product: glutaredoxin 3
Exons: 1
Coding region: 100-1077 (325 amino acids)
Source: RefSeq, a predicted model, not a curated record
CUCGUAUGAGCUCUAAUCUCUGGUGCUUGCCAGAAGAUGCCAGAAUGCACGGAUGUGACGUUAGGGCGACACCGGAAUUGCUGCUAAGGGGAAAGAAAAAUGGCGAAUCUCGUGGAGGCGACAAGUCAACAGCAGUUUGAAGAUUUCUUAGCUAAAGCUGGAAAAUGUCUGACCGUAGUGCAUUUCCAGGCGGCGUGGGCUCCUCAGUGCGGCCACAUGAACGAAGUGAUGGCCGAGCUUGCCAAGGAACACACACAUACUACGUUUGUCAAGCUAGAGGCGGAAGCGGUGCCGGAAGUGUCGGAGAAGUAUGAAAUUGCCUCUGUCCCCACUUUCCUUUUCUUCAAGGGAGGAGAGAAGGUGGACCGCCUGGACGGGGCCCAUGCUCCGGAGUUGACCAAGAAGGUACAGCGCUUAGCAGUCGCCGGGAGUCCGGACGGAGGUGCAGAAAGCAGCACAACGGACCUGAACCAACGGCUAAAGAAGCUGAUCAACGCGGCCCCCUGCAUGCUCUUCAUGAAGGGGUCCCCACAGGAGCCCCGCUGUGGCUUUAGCCGGCAGAUAGUGGCCCUGCUGAAGGAACACAACAUCCAGUUCAGCAGCUUUGACAUCCUGUCUGACGAAGAGGUCCGACAGAAGCUGAAGACCUAUUCCAACUGGCCCACCUACCCUCAGCUGUAUGUGAAUGGAGAGCUGGUGGGAGGACUGGACAUUGUGAAGGAGCUGGCUGAGUCUGGAGAGCUGGAGAACACCUGCCCUAAGGCCAUCACCUUGGAGCACCGUCUGAAGACCCUCAUCAACCAGAACCGAGUCAUGCUGUUCAUGAAGGGCAACAAGGAGGCUGCAAGAUGCGGCUUCAGCAGGCAGACACUGGAGAUUUUGAAUGGAACCGGGGUGGAUUAUGACACCUUUGAUAUUCUGCAGGAUGAAGAGGUGCGCCAGGGGCUCAAGACAUACUCUAAUUGGCCAACCUACCCUCAGCUCUACGUGAAAGGAGAGCUCGUCGGUGGUUUGGACAUACUCAAGGAGCUGAAGGAGAGUGGAGACCUGGUAUCAGUGCUGAAGGGGGAGUCAUAGGUGAAUUUGCCAUCAGAGAGAGGGAACAAGAAGCUACUACACAUGCCCAGAUCGGCCCAAUGUCACAUUACACAGAAGAUCAGGAAGUGAAAGAAACAAGAAAUUAGAUUUAAAGUUUUUCACUUAUAGCCAAACUACUGUAGCAUGUGGAUAGGUUCAUGUUCAUGAUUUUAAGAAAAUGCAGUUCCAGUCUUCUGGUUUUCACCCUGAAAUUUCCAUAGCAUUUGAGGGUUUUACUCUUGGAACUAUAUCGUAAGAUAAGCUUGAAGUGAAAGUUAAACAGUCCCUAUGUGACCACGGGAAAAUAUACUAAAAACAGUUGGCUUUAGUUCAUGUUAUCUGGUGUGCGCAUUUUGGGUUACAUCUGUCAUCCUAGUAUUCAUAAACUCACAGUUCAGUUUGGUGCAGGCCCUAACUUUUCAUUCCUGUCCACACCUUCUUCACCUGAAAGACAUAUUUAACUAUAUCCAAGAAUCACUCUGGUUUAAAUACUUAGAACUAAUUCUAUGUGGCACUUAUUGAUAUUUUGUUCAUCAAAAAUAUGAUUAAACAAUUAAAAAAAAAUCCCACAAGAUUUGGUGUUGUUUUUGGUUACUUUCAUUAACUCACUGAAAUCCCACAUUCAAAAAUAAGAAUGCAACAAGACCUUUAACAUAAUAUCUGAUCAGCAAAAGGUGUUCACAUCGCAUUGAUUUUGGUGUGUCUGUUGUCAUAAACCCAGCAUAUCCAUAAUGCUUGGCUGUAGUUCAACUGCCACAGUACAGGUGGUAAUAAAAAAAAAAUCACUGUACCACUGAAAACAAAAAUCAGUUACAAGCAUCACAAUUGUAGUAAUUAACAGUAAUUCUCUGCACAGGUGAGGAGGGAAAAAGGUUGUCCUGCUCACCUCAUUUUAGUAAAAUAUACACAAUUAAGUGUGCAGGAGCUAGAAGUAAU